AUACGAAUUUAGGGCGGGAGUAUGGUGUAACGGCCGCUGGAUGGCGAGCGAGAGCGAGAGAAAAAGACCGCUGAGAAGAGACAGGCAUUUUUUAUUGAGGCAAUUAUAAUUGUACAUUUUAAUUUAUUUAACAAUUUGUAUAUACAGUUUUCCAUCGGGCUUGACUGACAUCCUGUCACAACCAUCAUGGCAUGUGAACAUAAACCGUGCUCAAUUAAGAGCUGCCAGAUGUUGCCAGAUGUGGUGACAACAGAACAACAGUCUUUAUUGCUUGUGAAGAAACUUCUAGCCAUUGCUGUCUCAAGCAUCACUUACCUGAGGGGUCUUUUUCCAGAAAAGGCCUAUGGAACUAAAUAUGUUGGAGAGCUUAAAGUGCUGAUUUUGCGUGAACAAAGCUGCCCUGGUGCUCAACAGAUUGUGCAUUGGUUGCAGGGAUGUUUCGAUGCACUUCAACAAAGAUAUCUGCGCAUGGUUAUUUUAUCAAUUUACUGUGACCCAGAAAAUCCACAGAAAGUAACUGAAUGUUACCAGUUUAAAAUCAGAUACACAGAGAAGGGACCGCAGAUGGACUUUGAGAGCAAAAAUGGUCAAAGUUUGUCUACAAUGGCCGGCGACAACACACAGAAAUCUAGUAUGCUGCUGGUGCGCAAACUUUACAUGCUCGUGCAAAAUCUCGGCCCGCUGCCUGACAAUGUCUGCCUCAAUAUGAAACUCUUUUACUAUGAUCAGGUGACCCCUCAGGAGUAUCAACCACCUGGCUUCAAAGAAGAUGACAGUGGGACAUUGGUAUUUGAAAGGGAGUCAGUCAAACUGACCAUGGGACAGGUGGAUACACCUUUUCACAGCCUCAGACUGAAUGUUACAACUGAGCGAAGAAGACUUGAGUCGGUGGAUGAUGAUGUGGAAGUCUGCGGGAGUACCAAAUGUUUGUUGUUUGAGGAUGAGGUGAUGUCCCAGACCACCGUUCAGCAGGAGGACAUGACAAAGGAGAAUGUCAUCAGUGAUGCUGGCAUUGAAUAUUCAGAAAGCUCACAACAGGCUCAAACAAGGAACAAAGAGGUUCCCAUAACAAAUAGAAAGGAAAAACUGCAGAAUUCACCGCAGAUGGACAAUCUGGUAAAAAAAACUGCUGAUCUUAUGAGGGAUGCCAGGAAAAGCCAGAGUAUACGCAACAUUGAAGCUCAGAUGUCAAAGUUUGAGUUUCCAUUAAGCCAGGAUCCCCAGCCAUCAGCACCGAAGAGGCGCAAAUUCAGUGUACCCAAAUAAUACCAGUAACACACUCAUAAUUACUUGUGAUAUUACGUACAUACAGUGACUGACAGACACAUGCUUUGUUAUUGUAAUUUCAUUUGAUUCGUUCAGUUGUGAAUAUGCAUUGCAAAAGGUUCUCUCAGACAAAAGGUUUUAUGGUUUAAGUGCACAUAACAUAAUUAGUGCACAACUUUUUCUUGUUAUUGUUAAUUGUCUAGACAAACCUCAAUAAACAGUCAUUUGUGCAUUAA
Messenger RNA from Misgurnus anguillicaudatus (oriental weatherfish), 1502 nucleotides. It is a transcript of the gene hormad1, whose product is annotated as HORMA domain containing 1. Lineage: Eukaryota; Metazoa; Chordata; Actinopteri; Cypriniformes; Cobitidae. The record is from RefSeq and is a predicted model, not a curated record.